This is a messenger RNA of Athene cunicularia (burrowing owl), 2741 nucleotides long. It is a transcript of the gene WDPCP, whose product is annotated as WD repeat containing planar cell polarity effector. NCBI's taxonomy places the organism in Eukaryota, Metazoa, Chordata, Aves, Strigiformes, Strigidae. The transcript is spliced from 19 exons. Gene Ontology annotation, molecular function: protein binding. The record is from RefSeq and is a predicted model, not a curated record. Gene Ontology annotation, biological process: cilium organization; establishment of protein localization; nervous system development. Gene Ontology annotation, cellular component: axonemal basal plate. The coding region runs from base 195 to 2375 and encodes 726 amino acids.
ACUCAGAACUUCCUUCCUCAAGGAAGGCUUUAGCUGAACCUCUGACAGCUUCUGCAGUACAGAAAACUGCAGUGUCAGUGUUAAAAAGCUGGCUGUGUUCUUUAACUGUAUUUUGGAUGGGAUUUUCUUUUUCUUCAUUGCCAUCUAUAGAAAUUGAUGAAUUUUUAAAGUGCUAAGGCUCCAUCUGCCACCAGAUGUCUUUUUGCCUGACUGAGAUGUUCCUGUGGUCUUUGAAGACUAACUUACAUAUUAGAGAUGAAGAUAUUGGCAUCCACCAGUACUACGACAAGAAAGAACCAGCAUCACAGAUGGAGCAUGGUUACUUAGAAGAAAAGCAAAAGCUAGCAGAAUCUCGAGAUUGUCCUUGGAUACUGAAAAACAAGCGACCAGACAAACUGAGAGAUACACUCAAGGAGUUAGAGGACUUAAUGCAAAACAGUCACUGUAUGCUGAGCAAAUGGAAGAACAAACAUAUCUGUCAGCUCCUCUUUCACUCAGGUAUAUUGGUGUCCCUAAGCCUUUCUGGGCCACAGCUGGAGAAAGUGGUGAUUGACAGGACCCUGGUGGGGAAGCUCAUCUCCGACACCAUCAGUGAUGCUGUUCUUACAGACAAUUUCAUCAUCUUGUCAUUUGAGGACCAUAACCAACUCUGCUUUAUUCAGUUUACAAAGAAGAUGGAUUCUCCCGAUGUAAACAAAAGACUGGAAAAGCUCUCUUGUUUGGACUUUAAGAUUUCUUAUAUUGAUAUAAUUGGACCAGAAAGUAGAAGGAUGAAACGUCACCUGGCAGUAAACUCUAUGGAAGAUAUGAUCAUUUGCUGGUGGUCAGCAACUAGUGACGGAGCAUGGCCUUGGUCUCCUAUUUCCUGUGAGAGGGACAGAGCCAACCUAUUGCUGUUAGGGUGUGCACAUGGCAAACUGGAGGUUCUGAGUUACGUCCGUACAGAAUGGGAUCCACUGGAUGCUACCUUCAGUACUAAUCAGCCUUAUCAAGUAUACACGGUAGAGCACUCCACCUCUGCAGGCAAAGAGCCCAUGGCUGACAGCUGCGUCUACAAGUGUGUUAGGAACAAAAUUCAGUGUGCAGCAGUCACCAGAAUACCACUACGAUCCAAGGCCAUCAGCUGUUGCAGAGAUGUUACAGAAGACAAACUUGUCCUGGGUUGUGAAGAUUCAUCAGUAAUUCUGUAUGAAGCCUACAACCAAGUGACUCUGUUAGCUCAAGCAGAACUGCUGCCUGCUUUAAUAAGCUACCACCCUUCCGGAGCCAUAUUCAUGGUUGGCAGCUCUCAAGGGGAGCUGCAACUUUUUGACACAGCACUGUCCCCAAUUAAAAUUCAGCUCUUAGCACAAGACUAUUCACCUGAGGCAACUCUGCAAUUCAGUAAACACUUUGACGUGCCUAACAGCCUCAUCCAGAUCCAGUGGGCUGCUCCUCAGGUUGCAUCUGCCAACACUGACAGCACGGAUAUUCAUGAUCUUUUGUUGGUUAGAUUUGACAAAGGACCCUUAGGAGUUCUUCACUUUAAACUUGGUGUGAUCACAAGAGGACAGCUGGGCCUUGUGGAAAUCAUCCACCAGUAUGUUUGUUAUGAUCAGAUACACGAGGCAAUUAAUGUCCUGAACACCAUAAACUGGAACACGAUGGGUUGUCAGUGUUACAUAUGCUUGAGUACCAUUGUCAAUCACCUUCUUAAACAAAAGCUUACACCAGAAAGAGAAGCACAGCUUGAGGCAAGCCUUGGAACCUUUUAUGCUCCAACAAGACCCCUCUUGGAUACAACUGUGCUGGAGUACAGGGACCAAAUCAGCAGAUAUGCAAGAAGGUUCUUCCACCACCUGCUCAGGUAUCAGAGAUUUGAAAAAGCAUUUCUUCUAGCUGUUGACAUAGGUGCUCGGGACCUGUUCAUGGACAUCCAUUACCUUGCACUAGAUAAGGGUGAAUUGGCACUAGCUGAAGUGGCAAAGGAAAAGGCUAAUGACAUUGAUGCAGAAUCAAUAACUACUAGAAUUGAACUUCUGGGGAAGUCAGAUGAAGAUGACCCAUCUCCUGAAGCUUUCGUUGACCGAUCUUCAGAGCAUGGAGGAGAGCAUGACCUGCCUGCUCCUGGUCCAGCCAUCAGACCACCAGCACAGAGCUGCUCCCACAGACCCAGCAGCCACAGACAGGCAGAGGACACUGAGUGUAAGCCUGGAGCGGACAGCCACACCACAUCCCUGGUGGGGAAACCCUUUUCCAGCAGCCAAGAAGGAAAUUUGAGAGCAGUUCCUUCAGAGCAGGAACUAGCCGGUGCUCGUAUUGGCGCUUUCAAGAGCGAGACCACAGUAAAGAGGAGUGAAAUACUACCCUAUGGUUUCAUGAUCGCUUUAAGCUGAUUUAACUGCAAGGUGCUGCCAAAUAAGGUGGACCAUCCCUUCCCCCACCAUCAGCCGCCAGUCUUACGUCCUCCUCCCUCUCCUGCGCUGGCUCGGGCACUCGCAUGCUUCCAGCCCGCGAGAAGCUCACUGGGGCAGGAGGGGAGGAGAAGACAUCCACGUGGGCAGGGAGACCCUACCCUGUCCCCCAGAUCCUUCAGCUACCCCCGUCUCCCAUGGGGACAUUCCCUCCUGGCCUUGUUUGGUGCCCCAGGUUUUUUGGGUGUUGGUGAGGGUGCAUAUAGAACGCAUACACAGGGCAAUCCUGUCUCCAAAGCUGGUGAGUCAGCAGCAUGCAGCACCAAUGCACUCCUUCAAUUCUACUUU